Messenger RNA from Bolinopsis microptera, 581 nucleotides. RefSeq lists its product as uncharacterized. The transcript has 3 exons. The coding region runs from base 9 to 581 and encodes 190 amino acids. Lineage: Eukaryota; Metazoa; Ctenophora; Tentaculata; Lobata; Bolinopsidae. The record is from RefSeq and is a predicted model, not a curated record.
ACAGAGAAAUGUCGAUAUUUCUUCUACUAACGCUUCACCUACUCUUCUCUCCUGCUCAAUGUGCUAAGAGAGAAAGACUGGAUGGUGAGAUAGUCCCAGUCAGUGCUGCACAGUCCCGCACGUUAGGUGAUGACGAGGAGGAGUAUGGUGCUUACCUUGCUAUAGACCUUGACCUGGAGAUUAACUCCCACACAACAUCUGGUAAAGACGGUAAACGUUGGUUAAAGAUAACACUAGACCAGGUUCACUGUGUUGAACAAGUGAUGUAUUUAUUUAGUAGUGGUAAUCCUCUCAACACCUGGACCUGCUCUAUUAGAGACUGUAGUACCUGUGAGGGUAGCUAUAAGUUCUGUAGUAGCUUCACCCUCACAGUGUACACAGAGGGAGCAGCACCUGAUAACCUAUCACCUGAAUCUAACUACGGCUGCAAAUACGGAGAUACGGUGAAGCUAGAGGCGAUUGAUAACUUUAUUGCGUACGAGAUAGUGAUAAUCGGGAAACAAGGAUGUUUAAAACGUUCGGUUGCAGAGCAAAAAAUGUGUACCCAUGCACUUCGCGCGCACUGUAAUUGUAAACACUGA